Molecule: messenger RNA, 1248 nt
Organism: Aspergillus tanneri
Lineage: Eukaryota; Fungi; Ascomycota; Eurotiomycetes; Eurotiales; Aspergillaceae
Product: putative acid phosphatase
Exons: 3
Coding region: 1-1248 (415 amino acids)
Biological process (GO): phospholipid catabolic process
Molecular function (GO): hydrolase activity, acting on ester bonds
Source: RefSeq, a predicted model, not a curated record
AUGCUAGCCAAACAAACUCUGACGACCCUCCUGGGAGGGGCCACUCUUGCCCUUGCCAAAACCGCCGCGGAAAAACUUCCCUCUCAGGCGGAGAUCCAAGCUUCUCAGGCCACCGUUCUUCCCUACUCGCCCGUCUCCAACGUCAAGGGUCUUGCCUUCAACCGGUUUGUGAAUAUCUGGUUGGAGAACACUGACUUUGAGGAUGCGGCCAAGGACCCUAGUCUGUCCAAGCUGGCCGACAAGGGCCUUCUUCUGAGCAACUAUUGGGCCAUCACGCAUCCCAGUGAGCCUAAUUACGCCGCAUCCGCUGGCGGUGACACGUUUGGCAUGGACAAUGAUGACUUCAAUCAGAUCCCCAGCAACGUCUCUACCAUUGCAGACAUGCUAGACGUCAAGCACAUUGCCUGGGGGGAAUACCAGGAACACAUGCCGUACCCAGGCUACCAGGGCUACCGGUAUCCGGAGAAGGGACCGAAUGAUUAUGUUCGCAAACAUAAUCCUAAGAUUCUGUACAACUCCAUCACCCAGGACGCUCUUCGUCUCCGCCAGAUCAAGAACUUCACUGAUUUCUACGAUGACCUUAAAAACCACCGUCUCCCACAAUACAGUUUCAUCACACCAAAUAUGACUAACGACGCUCAUGACACCAACAUUACCUUUGCGGGUUCCUGGACCUACCGCUUCCUCGCAGAACUCCUCGAGGACGAAUACUUUACCAAGGACACUCUUAUCCUCCUGACCUUCGACGAGAACGAUACUUACGAGAUUGGAAACAAAAUCUACAGCUUCCUGGUCGGCGGUGCCGUCCCGGAAAAUCUCCGCGGCAAGAAGGAUGACACCUUCUACACACACUACUCCAUCAUCGCAUCGCUCUCCGCUAACUGGGGCCUGCCCUCACUAGGCCGUUGGGACUGCGGAGCCAAUCUGCUCAGUUUCCUCGCCGACAAGGUCAACUACACCAACUGGGAGGUCGAUACCACCCACUUGUAUCUGAACGAGACAUACCCAGGCCCCAUGUCGACUGGCGACUACAGUCUCUACACGCCUCAAUGGCCGGUUCCUUUGACUCAGGGAGCUUGCUCCGCCGGCCAUGGCAUUCUCGAACUCGUCAAGCAGACCUGGAAGGGUCUCACGGCUACUUAUAAUUAUACCAGCCCUGUGCCGUAUGAUUCGGCUAGUGAGAAUAAUGUUGGGAUUAAGUAUAGCCGUAAGAAGAAUGGUCAGGUAGAGACCCAUAUCACGGAGUAG